GAUUGGUUUCCGAGGAGGGACGCCCAGGGAGCCCGUACGUCACUGCCCUGUGCCGGAAGACUAUUUUCGUGGUAUCUUCCCUCAACAGCUUUCUACUUCUUCCCCGCCGCGGAAAGAUCCCGGGAUAUGAGCCGGAAGAGGCAUCGCCUGGUCCCGGAGACCUUUGGGUUGAAGAGGCGGCGGGAACUAGGGGAUGUAGAGGCAGAUCCUUUGCGCGGCGAGUCAGGAUCUGCGCGAGAGGCAGUCGCAGAGAUGGUGCGGCUGUUCCCGCGAGUCCUGUUUGAGGAUGCGCUACCCCCCAUCGCGCUGAGGAGCCAGGUGUACAGCCUCGUAGCGGACCGAACCGUGGCUGACCGGCAGCUGGUGAGGAGCGUCAGAGCGACCAACGGGAAGGCGCUUUCGUGCCUCGCGGGCACUUCCGAGAAGGCACUGCAAGAGCAGGGGGAGAUCAGGAUCGUCCAGCUAGGCUUCGACUUAGACGCCCAAGGAAUCAUGUUCACCGAGGACUACAGGACCAGAGUUCUCAAGGCUUGUGAUGGCCGCCCAUAUGCUGCUGCAGUACAGAAGUUUCUGGCUUCCGUGCUUCCAGCCUGUGGUGACCUUAGCUUCCAGCAAGACCAAAUGACACAGACUUUUGGCUUCAGGGACCCAGAGAUCACGCAGCUGGUCAAAGCCGGGGUGCUCACUGUUCGAGAUGCUGGAAGUUGGUGGCUCGCAGUGCCUGGAGCUGGGAGGUUCAUCAAAUAUUUUGUUAAAGGACGCCAGGCUGUCCUUAGCAUGGUCCGGAAGGCCAAGUACCGGGAGUUACUCCUUUCAGAGCUCCUGGGCCGGCGGGCGCCUGCCUCGGUGCGACUUGGCCUCGCCUACCACGUACAUGACCUCAUUGGGGCCCAGCUGGUGGACUGGUGAGUCUUGCGCCCCAGCCUCUGGAAGAUGACAGAGCAAUGACCUCAGUGUCUCCACCACUUCUGGAACCCUCCUCCGCCUGCCAGAGACCUGAGGACUCUGUUCAUCAUUGCACACCUCCCCAGGGUGGGGAUUGAGGGGCCCCGGAGGGCUGCCUGCCCUGGCUGAGGCAGGGUCACCUUGGGAAGGCUCGGGAGCCAGGAUGAGUGCUGGGCUUGCUGCUGUGCCGAGGGUCAGAUGUGACUGCCGCUGUUGACCUGGGCUGCGUACCAGUGGAGGGGUUUGGGCUGUGCUUCUCUGCCCUUUCACGAAAGUGGAGCCAGAAACCUUGCCAAGGCCAUGGCUGCUGUUUUUCAUGCAGCAAGGUGCUGCCACUAUUCUGUCUGGGGUAGGAAGGAGGGGUCACUGGGUAAGCUGUCAAAGUUGGACAGUUUUUCUUCCUGUAUGUUGGGCUGAAACUGCCAAAUAAAGUACUUCUGAUGUUU
This is a messenger RNA of Bubalus bubalis (water buffalo), 1391 nucleotides long. RefSeq names its product serine/threonine kinase 19 (gene WHR1). The record is from RefSeq and is a predicted model, not a curated record. Gene Ontology annotation, molecular function: protein serine/threonine kinase activity. The transcript is spliced from 7 exons. NCBI's taxonomy places the organism in Eukaryota, Metazoa, Chordata, Mammalia, Artiodactyla, Bovidae. Gene Ontology annotation, biological process: protein phosphorylation; positive regulation of Ras protein signal transduction. The coding region runs from base 127 to 909 and encodes 260 amino acids.